UGAAAUCCUUGUCUCUACGCAGUAUCUUCCUAAACUCACCUUCUUCGUAUUUGAAUAUCCAAGUUCAACAGAAAUGUAUAUCAAAGGACCUCACGCCGAAACCGAGCUUCCGGUGCUCAGGAAGCUAAUUCGAGAGAACCCAUUGGGUCUUCUGACUACCGCCAUUCCAUCCCCAAACUUCCCCUUUCUUCAGUCCAGCCAUAUCCCUUUCGUUCUAGAUAUCGAAGAUGAGACAAGCCAGACGGAGUUGGGAAAGCUACGAGGUCACCUCGCCAGAGUCAACCCUCAGAGCAAAGCCAUGAUCGAGAACCUCACCGAAAACCCACACUUGAAUAAUGUAAUCGAGCAAGACGUUAUUGUUAUUUUCAACUCCCCUAUUCAACACUACGUCACACCAAAGUUCUACACAGAAACCAAGCCUACAACUGGAAAAGUCGUUCCAACAUGGAACUACGCGGCAGCACAAGUCUACGGCCGGGCCAAGAUCUUUUACGAUACCAAGACCGACGAGGCUGGACGAUUUCUUUCAAAACAGAUUUCGGACCUCAGCCGCCAUGCCGAGACUAAUGUUAUGGGCUUUACUGGCGGUGACAACCCUGUGGACUGGAAGGUUUCUGAUGCUCCUGAUCGAUUCAUUGAGCUUCUGAAGAAGAGCAUCAUCGGAAUCGAGAUUGAAAUUACGCACAUGGGAGGAAAGUUCAAGAUGAGCCAAGAGAUGGGCAUGGGUGAUCGAGAAGGUGUCAUCAAAGGCUUUUCUAGGCUUGAAUCUGAGACUGCGAAGGAGAUGUCGAAGCUGGUUCAGACUCGAAGUGGUUUGAAGGAGGCGAAAAAGGCAAGCGUGUAAAUUAGGCAUCUGGAGAAUAGUACUGUUGUCCCAGAAGUGCUGGUGGGCCAAGAAACUGAAGUAAGAAGUCAUUAAUGUUGUAUGCAUUGCUUAGAUCAAAUUACUCGGUGACCUGCAGAGCGAACCAUAAGGGAUUGUACUUCAUAAAAG
Fusarium oxysporum Fo47 is the source of this 994-nucleotide messenger RNA. RefSeq names its product transcriptional regulator PAI 2-type. Bases 74 to 844 code for a protein of 256 amino acids. The transcript has a single exon. The record is from RefSeq and is a predicted model, not a curated record. NCBI's taxonomy places the organism in Eukaryota, Fungi, Ascomycota, Sordariomycetes, Hypocreales, Nectriaceae.